AUGGAUCAAUUAUUGGAGGAUUUACGUCAGUGUAAAGACCCUCAGUCAAUUGUGGACUUCCCCGAAUUAAAACCGGAGUACUUAGAACAACUCUCCACUUUUCAACCAAAAGGUGAUGUGGUGAACUGUGUUAUCUCCACUUUGAAUCAGAAUAAGUCCUCCCUUCAUUAUUCAAAUUUGCGAGAAGACCGUAUUACUCAACCAGGUCUGACUGUCCAAACGAAGUCGAAUUAUCCAUUCACCGAAAUUGGCAGUAAAGACAAAGUUGGGCAACCUACUGCCGAUGCCUAUUGUGUAUGGCGUUGUGCAAAUUUCAUGGUGUUCUGCGUGUGUGAUGGGUGCGGAUGGGGUCAAGACUCAAGUUACGUGGCGCGAGUUGCCAGUGCGGUCUUUGUCAGUUACAUGCAAAAAUAUAUUCAAGAGAAUGAAAACGCGAUGACCACAAAGUCGAUGAUCGAGCACGUCAAAAAAGCUGUAGCAAUUGCGCACCAAAUUGGGUCAACAACGUACUUCAUUCAAGGCAAAAACAUAGGGAGUUGCACAUUAUGUGGUGGUGUUGUAGUUCCACUCGUCCCCGAAGAAGAGUUAAAAGGCCUUCAAGUGAAUGAGAGUGACAUGGUAGACUCAAAGAGUGCUUUAAGACACCGUGUCGAUGAAUACAAACAUACAACCAAGACUGACAAAAUGACAGAGAAGUAUCAAUACAUAGGGGUGAGUGUAGGAGACUGUAAAGCGUAUUUUGUCGAUCGUAGUCUUCCCAAGCAUAAUUGUGUUGAUUUAACAUAUGGAAGUCGUUUGAAAUCAAAAAUUGGGAAUGACCCGGGAGGACGUAUAGGGAAGACCAAAGAAGAGUUAACAAAGAUGGACUUACGCAAUGGGAUCUACUUUGCUCAGAUGAUGCAUUGGAACGAUUAUUUAAUCGUCUGUUCCGAUGGUAUUCACGACAACUUAGAGCCAAAAACUCGAGGAAUGAGUGUCGAAGAAGUUUUACCCACCAAAAAGGGAGUGAAAUGGAACGCAUUGACUUCCGAAGACGUCGAACUGAUUAACAAAAAUUAUAGUCUCGCGUUUCUCGAGGAAAUGGAAUCGCACGCCGUUAGUGUCCACCAGUUCCAUCAAAUCAUUAUGGACUCUGUCGAAGGAGUCGUUAAAGAUAUUAGAGACUUCUCGGAAAAGUACCCCCUCGAAGCUAUUCCUUCUCAAUUCUCCGGUAAACUCGACCACGCCACUUUACUUGUUGCUCGUCCCGCGAUGUGA
This is a messenger RNA of Entamoeba invadens IP1, 1257 nucleotides long. RefSeq lists its product as hypothetical. The record is from RefSeq and is a predicted model, not a curated record. The coding region runs from base 1 to 1257 and encodes 418 amino acids. Lineage: Eukaryota; Evosea; Mastigamoebida; Endamoebidae. The transcript has 4 exons.